UUGACUGUCUCCUCUCACUUUGAACCGGUGUCAACAAACAACAACAACAACAAUAUUUGCGUCCCAGCUUCACCACGUUGGCAACUGCAUCCCCAAGAGGGUCCAGUACUGGCGAAUAAACCCGAGGAGGCUGAGAAAGUGACUCGUAUUUACAUCCAAGAAUCAGGUUUUCUUCUCUUUUUGUCGUCACGUUUGACUCCUCAGAGGCUUGGGGCUCCCGGGACACUGGUGCUUGGCUGCAGCCCGGGUGAGGCUAACCCUAGCCGAGGCUAACCUUCCAGGGAACUUCCUCACCAAGCGAAAAAAGCGAUUUCAGCGACGACCUCGGAGUUGGAGCAGCAGCCUCCCCCGGCAGGAGGAGGUAUCUGGAGUCACUGGGGUGUUGGAGGUAUGACUGCGUUGGCGGGGUCAAUACCCAGGAUGAUGCGACCCACGCUGGCUCAGAACUACCCCCGCAGUGGCUUCCCACUGGAAGUGUCCACCCCGUUGGGUCAAGGCCGUGUGAACCAGCUCGGAGGAGUUUUCAUAAAUGGCAGACCUUUGCCCAACCACAUCCGCCAUAAAAUCGUGGAGAUGGCCCACCACGGCAUCAGGCCGUGUGUCAUCUCCCGACAGCUGCGGGUCUCCCACGGCUGCGUGUCCAAAAUCCUGUGCCGGUACCAGGAGACGGGCUCCAUCAGACCCGGGGCCAUCGGUGGCAGCAAACCCAAGCAGGGGACAACGCCGGAUGUAGAGAAGAGAAUAGAAGAAUACAAGCGGGAAAACCCGGGUAUGUUUAGCUGGGAGAUUCGGGAUAAAUUACUGAAGGAUGGGAUAUGUGACCGCAACAACGUGCCUUCAGUGAGCUCCAUCAGUCGCACCAUGCGGAGUAAGUUCGGGGGCAAAGGCGACGAAGAGGAGGAUGAGGAGGAGAUCGAGAGGAAAGAGAUGGAGGAGAGCGACCGGAGGGCCAAACACAGCAUCGAAGGCAUCUUAGGAGACAGAUCGAGUCACUCAGACGAGGGUUCGGACGUGGAGUCAGAACCCGAUCUGCCGCUUAAGAGGAAGCAGCGGCGCAGUCGGACCACCUUCACGGCGGAGCAGCUGGAGGAGCUGGAGAGGGCCUUCGAGAGGACUCACUACCCCGAUAUCUACACCAGGGAGGAGCUCGCCCAGAGGGCCAAACUCACAGAGGCCAGGGUUCAGGUUUGGUUCAGCAACAGGCGGGCGAGGUGGAGGAAGCAAGCAGGAGCCAGUCAGCUGAUGGCAUUUAAUCACCUCAUCCCAGGGGGUUUCCCACCUUCAGCCAUGUCCAGCAUCCCCCCUUACCAGCUCUCUGACAGCACGUACCCCCCCUCAUCUAUAGCACAAGUGUCGGAGCCCCCCAGCACAGUGCAUCGGCCCCAGCCUCUCCCUCCCUCCUCAGGCCAUCAAGCCAGCGGUGGUGGAGGGCAGGUAGAGGGAGGCUCUGCCUACUGUCUCGCCUCGGGACGUCACUCCUUCUCAGGCUACUCGGACAGCUUCGUGAGCGCCGGAGGGCCGGCCAAUCCCAUGAACCCCGCCAUAGGAAAUGGACUCUCUCCACAGGUGAUGGGUCUGCUGAACCCGGGUGGUGUGCCACAUCAGCCCCAAAGCGACUACGCCAUCUCCCCUUUGACAGGCGGCCUCGAGCCCCCUGCCGGCAUGGCCGCCAGCUGCAGCCAGCGCAUGGAUCACAUCAAGGGCCUGGAGGGUCUCACCAGCGUUCCCUCCAUGUCGGCUCUGCCCUCCCUGCCCAGCUCCCAGUCCUACUGCCCGCCCUCCUACAGCUCACCGGGCUACACCGUCGACCAUGUGGCGUCCUACCAGUACGGCCAGUACGGACAAAGUAAGGUGCCCUUUCUUAUCUGAGGCCUGAAAUCACCUGAUCGCGAGCUUCGGACUUCACAGAGGGACAUUUGUGUGUACAGUGAUGGAAAUUUUUUAAUAUCUGGACCAAAAUUUAUUUUGCUACCAUUUACCGGGACAUGUUCUCUACUUCAGGACAUUAUAUUAUUAAUUCUUGGUGGAGAAAUGGACACAAAAACAAAAAAGAAGGGACCACAAGAAGGAUUAUCAGACCAAAAACUGUUGAUUGACUGUGAACAAAAACUGUUGAUUGACUGUGAAGAAAAAAACGUUGAUUGACUGUGAACAUUGCAUCAGUAUUGACGACGAGAGAUGGCAGUGCUUAAUGUGGUUGGUGCGGUGGAGCUGUGACCGUCUACGGCACCCUGCAGAGGCACGUUCCACAGACAAAUCCAGUGACCAAACACCAUCCGUGGACUCUGCCUGUGGGGUCUCUGUGAGGACAGCAAACUCAAAUCUCUUCGUCAUAAUCAACCGGCCUCUGAGGCGAUGCUUGAAGGAACAUGUUUACAUAUCUUAGGGCCACAUGAGUACGUAUAAAAUUCCAUGUACACCCAAAUUAAUCCCCAAAAUGUAUCUGCUCAAAGGGGAAAAAGAAAAGGGCUUUGUUGAUUUUAUUGCAUUUGUUUGAGAUCUGUGCAUCCCACACAUGGAGAGGAAUUCCAGAGACAGAGAAAAACAAACGUGAGCAAACGAAUCUGUGGGUUUUAUUGUGUCAGAAACUCUAAUGUACACCGCAGCUGUACUGCAGUGAAAGUUCAUUCAAACAUUCCUCCUACCUCCUCCCCCUCUGCCUCCCUCUCUCUCCUCUCGCCUUUCUGUCUAACUCUCUCUGUCUCAUUGAUGUUUCGGACGGUGAGGCAGGGAUCCCGGCCUUUUGUAGUUUUAGAGAGGAACUCGGAAGAGGUCAGGGGGUGACUUUAGGGAAAGUGACAGAUGAGAGAGCAGCAGAGGAGGGCGGCGGAGAAGUGGCUUUAAAGGAAGGAGGGGAUAGGCAAGAUCGAUCACAGGGUUAAAAACCCUUUAAAGAUCCUCUCCCGGCGAGAAAAAGCCACCGGGUCACAAGUCACGACCGAGAGACACUUGAGAAUCCGAGAGGCCGAGAGAGUUUAGACUAAAGACAGCCAUUCUCCCAGCUGACCAGAAGUGCAAUAUCAUGUAUCUCAGAGUCGACCUCACCGUUAAAACAAUAAUAAAAAAGUCAAACGUGCCUCUUAGAGUCUUACGAAAGACUUUGGAUUCAUUCUCUGGAUCUAGUUUGCAAAGGAGCAACACAUGUGCCUUUGAAGGCUUUUGGGUCCACAACAAAUACGGAACAUUGUUAAUAUUGCCUGUAACAGCACACUGAGGACCACAUUUGUGAGGACUGAAGUCAGCGUGGUGUCAUGAGAAAAAGAAUGAAUCAAGGGAAUGCCAAUGUAAACAGAAAAUUACCAGGAAUGAGAAAGCCAAAACUGUACUUUAUUUUUUUUAAAUAUUUUUUUCGUGUUGCUUGGAAAGUUGUUUUUUUUUUUUUGUUUCUAUUUU
This is a messenger RNA of Epinephelus moara (kelp grouper), 3393 nucleotides long. It is a transcript of the gene pax3b, whose product is annotated as paired box 3b. Gene Ontology annotation, molecular function: RNA polymerase II cis-regulatory region sequence-specific DNA binding; DNA-binding transcription factor activity, RNA polymerase II-specific. Gene Ontology annotation, biological process: anatomical structure development; regulation of transcription by RNA polymerase II. Lineage: Eukaryota; Metazoa; Chordata; Actinopteri; Perciformes; Serranidae. The transcript is spliced from 9 exons. The record is from RefSeq and is a predicted model, not a curated record. Bases 391 to 1869 code for a protein of 492 amino acids.